Molecule: messenger RNA, 1590 nt
Organism: Ixodes scapularis (black-legged tick)
Lineage: Eukaryota; Metazoa; Arthropoda; Arachnida; Ixodida; Ixodidae
Product: zinc metalloproteinase nas-26
Exons: 13
Coding region: 101-1573 (490 amino acids)
Biological process (GO): proteolysis
Molecular function (GO): zinc ion binding; metalloendopeptidase activity
Source: RefSeq, a predicted model, not a curated record
CCGAUAACUCCGCUUCUGAAAACACUUGACUGACUCGGAGAAGGCAAGCGAAGUCGUCCCUCGCUCGUUAAAGGCGCCCGAAGUUCUCCGGAUCUUACACAUGGUGCAGAAGAUGAUACUUUUACCGGGGAUCCUCCUCGUCCUGGCUGGUGUCACGAGCGCAAAAUCACGAAGUUAUGUCUCGACGACACUCGGCGAAUAUGGGAGCUCGACGGACAACGUACCUACUGCACCAACUAACAUCUCGCCAACAGUUCCAGCCCUCGAAACGACAACGGAGGAAAGCGCAGGAUCUUCUGAAGAAGAAGCGAUUGAAAAAUUGGAAUUCAAGAUCGAUUCGAGAAGUGAUGAAAGAAAGUUCACAAGCAUGAUGAAGAACAUCCAUCGGCUGGCGAACGGCGACUACCUUUACCAGCGAGACAUCCGAAUUGGGGAGAAGCAGCUGCGACAACUCUAUGGCGUAGAUGAGUCCGGAGACGAACGAUCUUACCUCUGGCCCAACGCCAGCAUUCCAUACAAGAUCGGCAGAAAAGUUACACAGUUUGCGGAUCAAAUCCGAAGUGCCAUGAAGCAGUGGGAGAAGAGCACGUGCGUUCGAUUUCACGAGCUACGCAAGGCUGUCCACACUUCAGAUUACGUAAACUUCGUACGGGCUCACUGGGCGUACUCCUACCUGGGCAAGCAAGGGGGCAGGCAGAGGAUCGCAGUGCCCAGCACCUAUUUCCCUGACACGCACUACGCGCACCUGCUGGGCCACGCGAUGGGACUGCGGCACACCCAGGCCGCCGCCGACCGCGACGUCAACUUCCUGGUGGCCUGGCACAGCGUGCCGAGCCGGUACCGGUACAACUACGAUAGCGAGGGCGAAUCAUACGCAUCCCGGACGCGCCUUUUGGGACUCGAGUCCGAGUCCGGAUUCGACUGGAACUCCGCGAUGGACUACCUGGCUCAAGACCCUGGUGCGGCAGGUUACAUCGAGGCAGAGGAUGACAAGGUUCUGUAUCCAAUGGACCCAUUCUACUUGCAUCAGACAUUGCACACAGAGGAGCCAGGAUUCAUAGACAUCAAGAAGCUUAACAUGCUGUAUCGAUGCAAUGAGCGGUGUUCGAAUCUAAAAAGCACCCGAUGUUUUCAUGGUGGAUACCUCGGUCCAAGCUGCACCUGUGUCUGUCCGGCAGAUGCAAUUGGAGAUUACUGUGAACACAAGACAGCGACCAAAAAAGGCAUGUGCGGAGAAGUUCUCACCGAAAAUGCCACGGUACACUUUACGGCCAGUGAGCACGGCAGCAGUCACUGUACAUGGUGGAUUCGCGGGCCCGAGGGAAGCCGAACGGGACUGACUUUCACCAGCAUCUCAGUUGACAAUGCAAGACACGGACCCGGAAGUUGUGAUCUGCAGUUCGAGCUGAGGAGCCACGACAUGUACAAGGGCGAGAGGCUCUGUUGGUACGAAAUUUCAGAGGCGACUGCCGUGUAUGCCCGUGGUCAUGAUUUUCUCAUUGAUUACUUUGGCCCCGAAGACGCAAACUUCAACUUCACAUUGGCGGCAUUCAUCGUGGGCACUACUGAAUAAACUAUUCUAUAACUACA